Molecule: messenger RNA, 3306 nt
Organism: Sesamum indicum (sesame)
Lineage: Eukaryota; Viridiplantae; Streptophyta; Magnoliopsida; Lamiales; Pedaliaceae
Source: RefSeq, a predicted model, not a curated record
UCCCCCAAUCUCUCUCUCUCUCUCUCUCUCUCUCUCUCUCGGCAUAACAUAGUUCUCCAUUAACCAAGAAAGUACAGAUAAUAUUAACUAGUCCCCUUUUUCUUAAGCAUCAUAAGUUUUUAAGGAUUUUAUGGGGCAUUUGCCAGUUGUUCAUGGCAGCCACGACUUCAAUGAAACUGAGGCAUAUUUGACUUGCUGGAGGGUGGAUUAGGGCAUCCAAAUCCAUACAAUAAUCAUAGAAAUAUGCUGCGUCUCCAGAUUCUUACCUGGUGCCACAUGCAGGCAAGCAAACAAAUCUUCGACGAUCUAACUCAGAAAGUCAAAACAGAAAACUAUCCGUUUGUAACUAUAUUCCAAAGUUAUAUGAGCAUAUAAAAUAUAAGGGCUUCUCAUUAUUUAGUGUUGGCUCUUCAUCCAACCACCAAAUCAUUCAGACUAAUUCAUAUUGCUGUUCACUUACAGCUAAGGCAACAAAAGGACAUCAGCUACUAGUUCCUCACAGCUACUAGAAGAACCAAAAGGAUCUUGACAUUUCAUGCAUAAUACCCAGAGAAGAUGUUUAAGCGAAGCGAGAAAAAGAUCAAAGCUGUCUUCAAGAUGCAGUUUCAAGCAACACAGGUGCCACAGCUAAAAGCAAAAAGCCUCAUGAUUUCUCUGGUUCCGGUAGAUGUAGGAAAGCCAACAGUCAGAUUAGCAAAGGCGCCAAUCGUCGAAGGGAUCUGCACCUGGGAAAACCCUGUGUAUGAAACUGUCAAAUUGGUCAAGGAGAUAAAAACAGGGCGAAUCAGAGAAAAAUUUUACUAUGUGAUUGUAUCAACAGGGUCAUCAAAAUCAGGCUUUCUGGGAGAAGUCUCCAUUGAUUUCGCAGAUCUAGCUGAGGCUACCAAACCAUUGAAUUUAACUCUCCCUUUACAGACUUCAAAAUCGGGUGCAGUAUUACAUGUCACAGUUCAGAGGAUGCAAGGAGGGCCCAAUUCAAGAUACAAUGAAGAAGGUGAAGCACCAGCGGAUGAAUCAUGUGAUCAAAAUUCGGAUACAGAAACGAAAGAUUCUUAUGGCUCUGGGAAGAGGAACCCAAAAUCUCCUGAAAGUGAUGACUUGAGCGAAGAAACAUCUCUGCAUGACGAACAAAAUGGAAGCUUAGAAGAUGCUGAAUCAAGAGAUGGAGUACAAGAGGCUUCAAAUGGUACCGGAAGGUUGACAAAUCAAAUGAAAAUGUUAGAAAGGAAGGCAGAACUUUCAGAAUUGGAAGUACAGUCCCUCCGGAAGCAAAUUAUGAGAGAAACCAGGAGGGGACAGCAAUUAUCCGAGCAAAUUGUUUGCCUAAAAGAGGACAGAGAUGCACUUAAAGAAGAAUGUGAACGACUUAAAUCCUCAUCAACAUGCAAGAAUGCGGAAACAGUUUCAAGUCAUAUACACAAAGAGACGGAAACUCUGAGAAGUUCAUUGGAAAACAUAAAGCAAGAGCUUCAACGUGAGAAGCAAUUAAAUAAAAAAUUGAAGUUACAACUACAGAAGACAGAAGAUUCAAACUCUGAAUUUGUUCUUGCAAUGAGAGAUCUUAGCAAAAAGUUGGAUCAAAAAAAUACAGAAAUAUCUAGACUUUCCAGCAAAAUUAAGGCCUUUCACAGUGGAUCAGAGGCCCCUGCAGCAUCUCCCAGAACAAAGAUGAAUCAGAAUGAAGAAACUAAAGCAACUGAAGACCUGGCAAGCAAGAAUGGAAAUGCUGAUGAAGCAGAAAUGUCGAAGCAGAAUAUUGAAAACCUCUAUGUCGAAAUAGAAGUCCACAAGAAAGAAAAGGCACAGAUAAAAAUGGAUAUAGAAAGGCUUACUCUGGAUUACAGAAGUCUGGAGAUGGAAUACAAGGACAUAUACUCCAAACUAGAGCGAACCGAAAAAGAAAAGAUGGAUAUGCAACACAAUUAUACAGAAUCCUUGGCUGCAGUGAAGCAGUUCAAAGCCCGGGUAGCAAGCUUGGAGGAGGAAAACAAAAGGCAUGCACUUCAAUACUCUGAAUCUUUGAAUAUGAUUGAUGAGCUUGAGUUUCAGGUUGAGAGCCUGCAGAAAGAACUGGAAAAGCAGGCACAAGUGUUUGAAGAAGACCUGGAAGCAGUAACUGGGGCAAAAGUUGAGCAGGAGCAGAGGGCCAUACGAGCUGAGGAAGCAUUAAGGAAGACAAGGAGGAACAAUGCAAAUGCCGCUGAGCGACUUCAGGAGGAAUUCAAGCAGAUUUCAGCAGAAAUGUCAGUAAAAAUCGAGGAGAACGAGAAACUAGCUCAGAAGGCAGUUACAGAAGCCAACAAUUUGCGCCAGAAAAAUGAUGCUCUAGAAGAACUUCUCCAGAAAGCCAAGGAAGAACUUAAAAUGAUAAAAGACCAAUAUGAAAGAUUACUUCAAGAGCGUCCAGAACAAAAUGAAGGGAGCUCUGAAAUGGGACACCGGAAACAUAUUCUCAGAGAUGAAUCUGAACAAAUGAAAACAAAUAUUGAAGAAUCAGAGAUGUUCAAGAAAUGGAAAUUGGAAAAGGAAGAUCUGGAGAGACAAGUGACUUCAGUAAGGAAGGAAGCAGAAAAACUAAAGCACGAAAAUAUUUCCAUGAAAUCUCAGAUAGAUCAGAAGAAGACAAAAGAAGAAAACUUGCAUUUAGAAGUGAAAAAGCUGAGACUCAAGAAUAAUGAAGUCAAAAAUCAUCUGCUUGAACUGGAAUUGGAGAAAGAAGGCCUGAAGAAGGAGGUGUCCAAGUUACAGGGUGGUUUAUGCAAGAAGGAACAGGGACAGGAGAAAGCUGCACUACAAGAUUCUGUCACUCCAACAGUGAAAGAAAAGAGAGGCUUAGAGGACCUUUCUUUGGAAAGGAAUGGCCAAUCCAUUGGUAAUUGUGAUGUUUCCAGCUUAUUAAGUGAAGUAGCAUCAUUGAAGGAAAGAAACAAAAGCAUGGAAGAAGAAUUGAGAGAAAUGCACGAUAGAUAUUCAGAAAUAAGUCUCAGAUUUGCAGAGGUAGAAGGUGAAAGGCAACAACUUGUCAUGGCACUUCGUAAUCUGAAGAGUGGAAAGAAAAAUUAGCUAAUUGGAACUAUGGUGAAAGCCUAUAAAGCAAUUAGCCACAGUUAGUUUGAUAUGUACAUUAAUAAUCCUUUUCUAAAAGCAUAUGUAUGUGCAUUUUUGUUACUCGUCUUAUGCUUCGAAGUCUUGAACAAUACUAUACAGAUCGGCGAUGUCAUGAUUCUUUUCAUCAAAUGUUUGCAAUCUCAAUUUUAGCAUAUGGUCCCUUGCAACAGACUACAAAAACCUCUUCAAACUUCAAUU